This is a messenger RNA of Fopius arisanus, 7721 nucleotides long. It is a transcript of the gene InR-2, whose product is annotated as insulin-like receptor. Gene Ontology annotation, molecular function: protein binding; ATP binding; transmembrane receptor protein tyrosine kinase activity. Bases 1010 to 5986 code for a protein of 1658 amino acids. Gene Ontology annotation, cellular component: plasma membrane; signaling receptor complex. Gene Ontology annotation, biological process: protein phosphorylation; multicellular organism development; positive regulation of kinase activity. The record is from RefSeq and is a predicted model, not a curated record. The transcript is spliced from 8 exons. NCBI's taxonomy places the organism in Eukaryota, Metazoa, Arthropoda, Insecta, Hymenoptera, Braconidae.
CUUAACCCUCUUCACUUUUUCUUUACCUUUCACUUUUUAUUUCCUAGGAAAAAUUAAUGAGUUGCAGUGACGACCUGAACAGACUAAACAGACAUACGAUCAUAACAAAGGGACAAUCCAUCUGGAGAUGAUUAACAGUGCAGAUGGAGUUCAGUGGUACUUGUUGAUCCCAUUACAUACGUUGGUGCAAGAAAUUUGUGUCAUUGUGAUAACGUAUAUCUUGAUAAUUGGGAGAAAGGAAAUGCUCAACAAUAGAAAGUGGAGAGGGGUUUGUUUAUAUUGAUAGUGGGGGGAAAGGAGUUGAAGGUGAUACCGUAUGGUAUUAUUUUUAUUGAUGAUGAUGAUAAGGGCUGUACUUCAUACUCGGUAAAACGACGAGCAUCAGAGUUAUUCGUGGUGUAUUCAACCUCGUGUUCUCUCGGUGAAAUCUUAAAAGGCGUCUGGCCUAGAAACACUGUCACGAAGGGAAACGUCUCUGGUGUAGGUGCCUCUCGUCUUCGCAUCACCGGAAGCUAUCGUCUGGUGAAAGAGUAUCGAAAUGCAUGUAUAUCCGGACGUCACAGCGAGGCAUUGAUCGUGGGUGGUGGAAGAUGAAAAUACCUAGAUUCGCGUUCUCACCGUGACGCAUGUCACAAGAUUAUAUUUAAAGGUCAUAUUCCCGAUCGAAAUUGAUGAGACUUUGAAAAAAAAAUAUUGAAAUUCCAGCAUUGGAGAGAUUCAACAAAUAUGCAGCAAUAAAAAAAUAGUGAGCGAUGAACUUGGCGGUAGCGAUUGGUAGAACAUGGCCAGAAGUGUUACAAAUCGUGCCCCAUCGGGAUUAUUGUGGAUGAGCACCAAAAAUAAGAGUAAUAAUACUGAAGAAUCCCAUGAUGUCACGGGCUACAGUAAUUUAUUUGAGGAUGCUGAAGAUAUCGGGUGCAGUUAUGCUAUUGAAGAUUGAGCCUGUGAUAUUCAUAAUAUAACCGAAUCGAUUAACGCUGCUAUUAGAUCACUUGUUUGUGUUGGAAAAAUGGAGUCUUCCCGGGUGAUUUUUGGCUGUCCAGAUUGUAUGAGCAAUCUGGUAUCCACGGCGUCCACCACAAGGUGUUCACUCUGCGAGCGUCUUCAGGGUAAUCCCACGGAAUCUGAUGAUAUGAGGUAUAAAUUGUUGGAUAAUGCGGGGAGUAAUAACGGGUUCAAUGCGAAUGGUGAGAGAAUCCAGUGUCAUGGAUUUAUAAGAACAAUGAGGACGCGUUAUGGAGAUUCACGUGGUGCUUCGAGUGUUGUACGAUGGGCAGGGUCCAGUGGAAAUUCUUUCAGUCUUCUCAGUGUCACAGUCUUUGUUUUGCUGAUUGCAUUUGUUAAUGUGACAGUUGCCGAAUUGAAUCUAUCAACCGUUGGAAAAGCAACGAAUUCCUCCAACAAUGGUGUGUGCCAAAGCAUAGACAUAAGAAAUCACGUGGAUCAGUUUUCAAGGCUAAGAGGAUGUCGUGUGGUUGAGGGUUUUGUACAAAUUCUACUUAUAGACCACGCUAAUGAAACGGCCUACAUCAAUCAAACAUUUCCAGAAUUGAUCGAGAUCACUGGAUACCUCGUAUUAUACAGAGUUAAUGGCUUGAAGAGCAUUGGUCGACUGUUUCCAAACUUAGCGGUCAUACGUGGUAACUCGCUCUUUAUAGACUAUGCCCUCGUAGCAUUUGAGAUGAUGCACCUGCAGGAAAUUGGCCUACAUUCACUCACCGACAUACUGCGGGGUGGAGUUAGAUUUGAAAAAAAUCCAGCUCUAUGUUACGCUGACACUAUUGACUGGAACAUGAUUCUCAAGGACAAGGACAAGGAGAUAAAAGACAUUGCGCACAUUGGAGGAAAUAAACCACGAAAUGGCUGUCCGGUUUGCGACAGACACUGCCCAACUCGACAAACAAAUAAAGAUGAGACACUUUGUUGGAACAGACAACACUGCCAGAAAGUAUGUGAUAAAGCGUGUGGAGAUCGUACAUGCGCUGCUCACGAUCCCUCAAGUUGCUGUCAUACCUCAUGUCUGGGUGGUUGUACCGGUGGUUCAUCCACCCAAAAUUGUACAGUCUGUAAGGACGUAUUGGUAGCUGGUAGUUGCGUGAAAGAUUGUCCAUCGGGUACCUACAAGUUUAUGAAACGGCGCUGUAUCCAGGAGAACGAGUGUCGAAAGAUGAAGAAACCACGGGAGGCGUACAACAACAUAAAAUACUAUCCUUAUAAGCCCUUUAACAAUACCUGCUUGAUAGAUUGUCCUCCCGGCUUUAUGGAAGAGGAGAGAGAUGGUAAGCAAACCUGCAAAAAGUGCGACGGCCACUGUCUAAAGGAGUGCUCAGGUGCUAACGUAGACAGUAUUGUAUCAGCUCAGAAACUGAGUGGAUGUACCCACAUAAAAGGCAGCCUGGAAAUUCAAAUACGAGGAGGAAAGAACAUUGUGCAAGAACUAGAGGAAAGUCUUAACAUGAUCGAGGAGAUCGACGGUUAUUUGAAAAUAGUCCGCAGUUUUCCCCUUAUAUCACUCAACUUCCUGAAGAAUUUGAGAAGCAUAAAGGGUCAGUACUUGGACAAUGGAAAGUAUACUCUAGCUGUGCUGGACAAUCAAAAUUUGCAGGAGCUGUGGAAUUGGGAGACCCAUCCCGGCAUAAAAAUUGGUUCAAUAGAUGGUGAUGCCAAAGUUUUCUUUCACUUCAAUCCAAAGCUCUGCCUCCAAAAGAUCGAAGCACUGCGUGAAAAGGCUGAUCUCAAGGAGUUCACCGAUUUGGAGGUGGCACCCAAUAGCAAUGGUGACAAAGUGGCGUGCAAUGUGACUAAACUAAAGACAUUUGUGGCGAAGAGAACGGCAGAGGCAGCGCUCAUAAACUGGGAGCGCUUUCAGCAUCACGAUCCCAGAUCACUUCUCGGUUACGUUGUGUACUUUAUUGAGGCACCCUAUCAAAACGUUACAAUGUACGAUGGCAGGGAUGCUUGCGGUGGCGAUCGUUGGCGUGUUGACGACGUAGCCGCUACCGAUAGCUCCGAACCCUACUUGACACACAUACUUACACAACUAAAAUCAUACACCCAGUACGCUUAUUACGUUAAAACGUACACCAUUGCCACUGAGCGCUCUGGAGCCCAAAGUGAUCUCAUGUACUUCACAACACUGCCAAGUCCACCCGAACCACCCCGGGUCCUUCUCACUUGGAGCAACUCGAGCAGCGAACUCAUUAUUCACUGGACCGAGCCAAUCAGCUUCAACGGCAAUCUAACGCAUUAUCGUAUUGUUGGCAAGUGGGAACCUGACGAUUCAGCCUUUCUCGCCCAGAGGAAUUACUGCGAGGAGCCAAUGCAUCUGCCUGAGAAAAGAACAGAGGCUGAACGAGUUGAGGAAGAGCGCAAACGCGCCGAGACUGAGCGAGAACUCACAAAACUCCCAGAGCAAGCAGCAUGCGACUGUGCUGAUCGAGAAUCUGAUCAGUUGAUGAGGGAGAAGGAAGUGUCGAGCUCCAUAGCUUUCGAGGACGCACUGCACAAUCGAGUAUAUAUCAAGAGGAUUAAUAACCGAAGAAAGAGAAAUUCUAGUGGUUACUCAAGUGCAUCUAUUGAGGAUGACCCCAUCUACGACGAUCUCUUUGGAGUCAAGGGGGAUUUCAGUCCUGGAUUGCUCAGCACCUCGUUACGCAAACGUGCGGUUAAAUCUCCGGGUGAUCAGCCAGCUCCCGAUAAAUUUCUCAAUGGGGGCAUCAUUGCAUUUGAGCGUCUUGUACCCAGUGACAAAAAGUCAUUCGUCAUGCGGAAUUUGCGCAAUUUUGCUGCCUAUAAUAUUGAGAUCCAGGCGUGUCGUCAGCAGGUAGCCAAUGAGAGUGAUCUCUGCUCAACCAAAACUAUGAGGACGUAUCGUACACUCCAGCUUGAGGGUGCUGAUGACAUACCUGUAGACUCCUUUCGGUACACUAUUAUCGGGGGAAAUAGUAGUCAACAAAUGGUGAAAUUGGAGUGGGACGAGCCCAAUCAGCCGAAUGGAAUUAUUGUGACUUAUCACAUCGAGUACAAGCGCAUUGAUAUUCAGAAUUUUCAAGUGACACCGAUUUGCAUCACUCAGCGGGACUUCGCGGCGGCUGGCAGGUCUUAUAUCCUUAAGAAUCUGUCAACUGGCAAUUAUUCAGUGAAAGUGAGGGCUACCAGUCUCGCAGGGGCUGGAUCUGAUUCGGAGACGAAGUACUUUUACAUUGUUGAGUACAACACUAAAGGAACUUUCUGGGUUAUCUUCUGGUCUGUACUGGCAUUCGUUGUUUUUUUGGCACUGAGUGGUGUCUGGUUCUUUAAACGAAAACUGAUGCGCAAUAUGCCGAGUAUGAGGCUCAUUGCCACUGUCAAUCCGGAGUACGUUAGCACGGUUUAUGUGCCGGACGAGUGGGAGAUGCCCAGGAAGAAGAUUCGAUUACUCAAGGAACUUGGUAAUGGCUCUUUUGGGAUGGUAUAUGAAGGACUUGCUAAAGACGUUGUCAAGGGAAAGCCAGAAGUGAAAUGCGCGGUGAAAACUGUCAAUGAAAAUGCCACAGAUCGGGAGAGGAUUGAGUUUUUGAAUGAGGCAAGUGUCAUGAAGGCUUUUAACACUCAUCAUGUAGUUCGGCUGUUGGGAGUUGUCUCUAGGGGACAGCCCACUCUCGUUGUUAUGGAGUUGAUGGUCAAUGGGGAUCUCAAAACUUAUUUGAGGAGUCAUAGGCCUGAUCAGUGCGACAGUAUGACGCAUUUGGCAAAGCAACCACCGACGUUGAAAAGGAUACUCAGGAUGGCCACUGAGAUAGCUGAUGGUAUGGCGUAUCUUUCGGCGAAGAAGUUUGUUCAUCGGGACUUGGCAGCUCGUAAUUGUAUGGUUGCUGAGGAUCUCACCGUAAAGAUUGGCGAUUUUGGAAUGACUAGGGAUAUUUAUGAGACGGAUUACUAUCGGAAGGGGACCAAGGGACUACUUCCGGUUAGGUGGAUGGCUCCUGAGAGCCUCAAGGAUGGGGUUUUCACGAGUUCUUCAGAUGUAUGGAGUUAUGGGAUUGUUCUCUGGGAAAUGGUUACACUCGCGUCUCAACCAUAUCAGGGGCUUUCUAAUGAUCAGGUAUUGAGAUAUGUAAUUGAUGGAGGAGUAAUGGAAAGGCCUGAAAACUGUCCUGAUUCGCUCUACAUCCUGAUGAGAAGGACUUGGAAUCAAAAAGUCAACAGAAGACCGACAUUCAUUGACAUUGCCACAAUGCUGCUGCAAGAGGUGGAUCUCGAGGGCUUCUCGGAGGUGAGCUUCUACCACAGUCCAGAGGGAAUCGAGGCGAGAAAUCAAAAUAGUCAGAACUCACCAGGGAUUGACAAGGACUUCGAAUUAUCCCUGCAGGAGCUCCGUGAGGACGAGAUCGAGGAGGACGAGGACUCCCCUCUGCGUCGGGACUUCGAUGAUUUUGCUAGCAUCGAGCCAGCGUGUUUGAGAAACAGUGCGAAUUCGCGAUAUAGCUCUGAGCCGUGUGGUGAAAAUUCGAAACUAGUAACAAACUUCCAUGACUUUAAUUCUUCAAAGAUACCAUUAAAAGCGGGCUUCGAUGAUUUUGACGGUGUAUCCGGUGGUUCCCUGAGCUCAAGUAAAGAUACUCUGGAUUUUCCAUUCGUCGAGGAUAGCCUCAAGUCGGUUAAAAAUUCACCGUCCAUUUUGAAGAACAGUUAUACACCCAGGGAGAGUGUUAGUCCUGCUUCUGGUAAAAAUUCAUUGAGUCCACAGAACAGAAUUGGCUCGUUGACGAGCAAUCGUGGACGAAAUAUUCAACAUGCUAAAACUCCUGAUUGCCAAAAUCGUACACCCGAGGAAGUUUCGUCGAUUGAGAAUAAAGACACUGUCUCCCUGAAAAUAAUUUUUCCAACGCCGAUAGAGGUUGAGGCUGAUAUUAUAACAAACGACGAUAAAGACAAAUCGCCAGUUGAUUAUACUAAAAAACCAGAGAAUCUUAAUAACGGUUAUAUCAGUGGUACCACAACGUAGUCUUUGUGAGUUAUGUGGAAUUCAAAAUUCAGAACUGAUACAAGAUUUUAUACAGAUCACUUAGAGUUUGGAAUGACAAUGUCAUUGACAUCCUAAUGUUGAUCACUGAACAUUAUCGACAUGUGUGUAGUUAGAUUUUUUCUUUUAAUAUCAUCGUAAAAUGAAUCAUAACCUUAUUGAAAAGGAUAAACCAUUUUUCGUAUACCUUUUUUGUUUCUCUUACCGCGAUGGUAUUUAAAAAUUGUACAUGCAAAUUCAAUUUAUCCAAGUGAAAUUAAUCACAUCUUCGUAAAUUCGAUGCAAAAACGAAUUGAAAGGGCGCUAGGACUCAAUUUUACGCUUUGCGAUACUAAUUAAAAACUCAUCGUUGAGACAAAUUAUCGUAGGAGGCUAGUUGCUUUUUAAACGAGAAAAGAAAACAUUAAAAAAAAGGACGUUAGGGCUUGAAGAAUAAUAACUGGCGUAAGAUAUUACUUUCCUAAGGUCAAUAUUUAGGUUCGUUAUCAAUAUCUCAUGGAUAAACAAUUAGCAUUCAUUUGAAACAGCCCUUACCAUGCUGAUAAUAUUAUUGUUUAAUGAUCAAAGCCAAUCACGGUAUGAUAUUUUUUUUUAUUCAACAAUUUGAUUGAGAAAAAAAACAAGGAAUAUGCUUUUAAUUAUUAAUAUAUGAGAGCAUAUAGACUGUCUUUUUAACCCAGCGAGAGUCAAGAUUGAUUAACGGACAAAUGAAAUACUGACGCUCCCCUGCUCCCAAUUUUAAUGAAGAAUAAAUCAUUUGGAAAUCGGAAAUAAACUGAGAACUAAUAAUAAAAUGGAAGAUAGAAAAGGUGAAAAUGUACAUACGAGCACCGCAAUACAGUUGAAACUAGAUAUAAUGAGCCUCAAAUACAAGACUGAUUAGCUAAUCCCCUCCCACCUACUCCCUUCCCUGUAUAAUCUCAUCAUAAUCCUCUUCCCUUCCAAGUAAGUGAAUGAAAAAAAUAUGGAAACCGUACGAAUAGUUCCGCAACGUUUUUGUUCUUUGUUCAUGCAUUGAAGAAAAAAUUCCAUUCUUAUUUUUUCUCCUUAUUCACUUCGCAACAUGCCUGCUUUGAGUAUAUAAACAAAAAAAAACAGACGACAUAUUUUUCAGCAAAUAAUAAUGGUAAUUAAUUCUAGUACCAGUGACCUAAUAGAAAGUACCUACAUUUAUUUUCAACGCUUUACACGUUAUUAUAUCGUAAAAAAUUAGUUCGUUGGAGAUGAAUUUAAUUAACAGAGAAAAAAGUUGAACGAAAAAGCUGAUGAUGGUAAAAAUUUGAAUGAAGAAAAACCAUUUUUUGUACAGAGUAUAAACGUAAACGUAUCAAUUGUAACAAAGUAAUGAAAAGAGAGGAAGAAGAAACUAAUAAAUAGGAGAAUGAAAAAUGUAAAUUUUCUAGUAAUUAGUCCAUAUUUUAUCCUAGAAACCCUUUUAACUAUUUUAACUAUAAUUUAUCAGCAAGAAACAAGUGCUUCUAAGACAAGGUAUUUGAGAAUUAGACUCGAUAUCAAAAGACCUUGCCAUAUUCUUGGAUUUUACCUGACGUUAUGCGAAAGGGAUACUUCAAUUUAUUUUCAUUUAUUUCCUCUAUCCAUCACAUUUUCCAUAGAAUGCGGACAAUUUAUAUAGCCUUCCACAUCUUGUGGUGUCACAGGAAAUCGUUGGACACGAUCUUGCAUUAAGUCGGAAGAAAACUGGAAUUAUUUUCAAUGA